Molecule: messenger RNA, 3125 nt
Organism: Fomitiporia mediterranea MF3/22
Lineage: Eukaryota; Fungi; Basidiomycota; Agaricomycetes; Hymenochaetales; Hymenochaetaceae
Product: glutathione transporter
Exons: 7
Coding region: 383-2851 (822 amino acids)
Biological process (GO): transmembrane transport
Molecular function (GO): oligopeptide transmembrane transporter activity
Source: RefSeq, a predicted model, not a curated record
GGGCUCGCAACUUGGCGCACUCUUCUUGGUUUGAAUCAGGUCUGUGAAACGCGCAAGGCAUGACCUGGAAGUACAACACUACGAGGUGCAUUUUAGUCCCGUGAUUGCCUUUUGUUGAUGUCCUUGAUCCGGUCUAGUCGAUCUUGUUGGCGAUCUCAUGUCUUAUUGUCUUUUGUCUUAUCAUGUUUAGAGUAGCACCGAAGUGCUCCAUUUCACCGCCCAGCGAACCUCCAUGAUUCCAUAUUAUCUUCCGUAUAUUCAUUUCAGCUGACUCCCGCACAACAUGUAAAGGAGCGCUGUCUGGUUCUACCUGGACCGCCCCUUCGUUUGCUACCCUCUACCUUCCCGUGUUUCUUCCGGGCUCACCACGACAUCUUUGAACAUGGAAAGUAAAGAGGAAGUUCCUCCUUACAAUGUGCCUGCCCUACGACAAAGACACGGACGCUCACAUGCAGACGUUCCCGAGGAUGUUGCUGUUGCACUACUACAUUUGAACGACCCCAACUGGGACUUCUCCGGGUCGGAUACAGCAUCUUUCGAGACGAGUAGUUUCAUCUUUGACGAGGAACCUCAGAGCCCACCGCCGAAGUUCUCAGGCAGUUUCGACAUACCUCGAAGAUCAAAAGAAGGACUAUCUGACUAUGAUACUGAGUCUCAAGUUAGUUCGGGAUUACAUUUUCAGUCGGCUGAGGCGGUUGAGUAUGAGGAUGAGUCCCCGUACGCAGAAGUCCGAGCAGCAGUCUCGAAUACGGACGAUCCAAAUAUGCCCGUCAAUACGUUUCGCAUGUGGUUUCUUGGUAUACUGAUCACGUUGAUCAUUUCUGCCGUCAACCAGUUCUUCUCCAUGCGAUACCCGUCUGUUUAUGUGUCUGGCAUCGUCGCGCAGCUUAUAGCACUUCCCUGUGGAAAAUUUCUGGAGCGGGCCCUCCCUACAACCCGAUUUACUACGUUCGGAUACACUUGGACACUAAAUCCAGGCCCCUUCAAUAUCAAGGAACAUACGCUUAUCACCGUCAUGGCCAACGUUGUAGCAAGUGGCGCGUAUGCGACCGAUGUCGUUGCGACACAGCGAAUUCAUUUUCACCAGAAUUGGGGACCGGGAUACCAGCUUGUGCUUUGCUUCUCGUCUCAGAUUCUCGGGUUCGCAUUCGCAGGAAUCGUCCGCCAGUUCUUGGUCUGGCCAUCAGCGAUGAUCUAUCCAGGCGUUUUAGUAAAUUGCGCUCUUUUCAACACUCUGCACGGUAGCUACGGAAAGCGAGAAGGAAGGCAUAUGAGUCGCCAACGAUUCUUUUUGUAUGCGAUGAUAGGUAGCUUCAUCUGGUAUUGGUUCCCCGGAUACAUCUUUACUGCGCUCUCGGUCUUCAACUGGGUGUGCUGGAUUGCUCCAAACAAUGUGGUCAUCAACCAAUUGUUUGGAUACCAGUCAGGAUUGGGAAUGGGCUUCCUGACCUUCGAUUGGAGUAUGAUCUCGUACAUUGGAAGUCCGCUUGUCAUUCCAUGGUGGGCUCAGGUCAACACUAUCGUGGCGUUUGUUAUUGUAGCGUGGAUAAUAGCACCUAUCAUCUACUAUAAGAACGCGUUCUAUGCCAAGUACCUUCCAAUGUCUGCGGCGACGACAUUCGACAAUACUGGCAUGCAAUAUGAUGCCAGCGCUGUGAUUCAGGAUGGGACCUUCAAUCUGGAUCUGUACAAGGCCUAUUCGCCGUUAUUCAUGCCAGUCACGUUCAUCUUAUCUUACGGGGUGACAUUCGCAUCGUUCACAUCCGUCGUUGUCCACACUUAUCUGUGGUAUCGGCGCGAUAUUGCAACUCAAGUUCGUAAAUCGUUGAAAGACAAUCGUGAUGUUCACAGUCGCCUUAUGGCAAUUUAUCCGGAAGUCCCGCAUACGUGGUAUGCCCUCCUUGGACUUGUCGCAUUUGGCUUGGCAAUCGCUGCAGUUCGUGUAUGGGAUACGAAACUCCCUGUCUGGGGUCUCAUCGUAGCACUUCUUCUCGCCAUAACCUUUAUCGUACCCGCUGGAAUCAUUCGUGCAAUAACGAACCAGACGGUGGCAUUGCAGGUGCUGGCUGAGCUCAUUGUUGGCUAUGUCCUUCCUGGUCGUCCGAUCGCAAUGAUGAUCUUCAAGACCUUCUCGUUUAUGACUAUGCACCAGGCGCUUAAUUUUGUCUCGGAUUUGAAGCUCGGGCACUAUAUGAAGGUACCUCCACGUCUCAUGUUCUUGGCACAAGUCAUAGCAACAACAGAAUGUGUGGUUGUCGUCGUAUUUGUCCAGCAGUGGAUGUUUGCAAAUAUCCCUGACAUGUGCACGGAAAACCAAAAACACAUGUUCACUUGUCCGAGUACUUCGACUUUCGCUUCUGCAGCGAUCAUCUGGGGCGGAAUUGGACCGGCUCGCUUGUUUAGUCCGGGAGGCCUCUAUUAUCCUCUCGUUUACUUCUUCCUCAUCGGCGCUCUCCUCCCGAUACCAUUCUACUACUUCGCAAAGCGUUACCCGCUCUCAUUCUGGCGUUAUGUGAACAUACCCGUCAUGUUGUCCUCUCUUGGGGUGAUGCCACCAGCGACUGGAAUUAACUUUUCGUCCUGGUUCAUGUUCGGGGCAUUCUUUCAGUAUUUCAUGCGUCGUUGUCAUUUCCGAUGGUGGUUGCGCUUCAACUACAUUCUAUCCGCGGCUCUCGACUCUGGUGUAGCCAUAGCGCUUAUUAUUAUUUUCUUCGCUCUACAAUUUCCGAAAGGUGGUAUCGAACUGAAUUGGUGGGGAAACACCGUAUGGACCAACACCGAUGACUACAACGGCACGCCGUACAUCACGCUGCAAGAGGGACAGACGUUUGGGCCAACGACCUGGUCAUGAGCAUUACGAGUUGAACGAUUAUUUUAUGACGAUACACCUUUUGCAAAGUUAUAUCAUUGGCACGUUUCAGAUGCACCUUCAUUCACGAUCGCAAGUUCCUUCCUUCACAACUAUUUUGCUAGCCUGACAUGGUUGGCCUGUAUUUAUCGUCUUCGAAUUUCCUAGGGUAGAUAUUUACUAGGCUUGUGCGAGCCGACGAUUUUGCUUAAAAAUACUAUUCAAUGUACUAUGUAGAUUAGAGAUCAUGGCAACUGAGAGUCAAUUUAUAAAUGCC